Molecule: messenger RNA, 750 nt
Organism: Colletotrichum spaethianum
Lineage: Eukaryota; Fungi; Ascomycota; Sordariomycetes; Glomerellales; Glomerellaceae
Product: inner kinetochore subunit fta4
Exons: 2
Coding region: 1-750 (249 amino acids)
Cellular component (GO): Mis6-Sim4 complex
Source: RefSeq, a predicted model, not a curated record
AUGGCAUCAGCACAAGCCCCUCCCCCGACAGUAAUCGCCCAAAAACAAGUCUUCCUCGCAGCCCAGACCCGUCUCCUCUCCCAGCCCCUUGAACCAUCCCGCUCCUGGCUCGCCGCAAACGAGGCCGUCGAAUCCCCAAUCCCGGACCAGGUUGUUGAGCAUGUCGUCGCCCGCCUCAACAAUGCCGUACUCCAGCAUUCGCGACGCGCUUACUCGCACCAGGCGAGCCGCCACGUCGCCGAGCAGAUAGAUGCUCUCUACCUGUCUCAGCCGUCCACGGCGCAGGACGAUAAGCCAGCCGAGGGAUUGCCUCUCUCUUUAGACCUGACCGAGGAUGCUGCCGUUAAGUCGCUUCCUUUGGUAUGGCCGGCUGAUCACGACGUGACCAUGUAUCCCAUGGAAGCCAAGCGGUAUGCGGAACAAGUGGACCGUCUCAAGUCGCUCGCCGAGGGGAGGCAGCAGGUCAAAGCCCGUGUUAAGCGGCUGCGGCGCAUGAAGACUUUGCUUGACCCCUUCCGCUCCGGCAAUGAUGGUACAGGCGUGCAGGAGAAUCUCGUCACACGUGACGGUGAGGUCGAAAGGGAGAUGGAGAAGAUGCGAGCUCUUUUGGCACGCGUCGGUGGUCGCGUCAGCCUUCUCCCCGAACCCACGGAAUCUGGAAGCCUAUUUAAGGAAGACGACUCCCUCAUCGUGGAACCUGUGACCACAGGAGAGAAACGAAAGCUAGAUGACCUUCUCGAUAGCUUCUGA